UCCCUGCUCCCCUCCCCUCCCCUUCUGCGUCCCUCGGUCCCUCCCUCCCUCCUCCUCCUCCUUCCCCGUUCUUUGGCGCAGGGCCCCUACCCGGGGCAGUCCCGCAGCCUAGUGAAGCCAGGCGCGCGCCGCCGCCCACUCGCCCUGUGCCGGCUGCAGCCCGAAAGUGACCCGGGCUGGGAGCAGAAGAGACAGCGGAGAUCGCAAACUCCAGCCCCAGCGGAGGACUACCUGGAGGACAUGGAGGAAAGAGCCACAGAGACCAACUCCAAUGUGGACAGCUCAGUGCAGCCUUCAGUGGCCCAGCUAGCAGGACGGUUCCGGGAGCAAGCAGCUGUGGCCAAGGAGACACCAGCCAGUAAACCAACAAGAAGGAAACCACCCUGCUCCCUCCCCCUGUUCCCCCCCAAGGUAGAGCUGGGCCAGAAUGGUGAGGAGAAAUCACCAUCUGGCACCAGCCACCCACCUAAAAUCAAGGUGAAGAGCUCACCUCUGAUUGAGAAGCUUCAGGCCAACUUAGCCUUUGACCCAGCAGCUCUCCUACCUGGGGCUUCACCCAAAAGUCCUGGACUCAAGGCCAUAGUGUCACCAUUUCACAGUCCCCCUUCCACACCCAGUAGCCCUGGCAUCCGGGCUCAGCCAAGUGAGGCAGAAGAGGUACCUGUGAGCUUUGACCAGCCUCCGGAAGGUACUCACCUGCCCUCUUACAAUAAGGUGCGGACUAGAGGCUCAAUAAAAAGACGUCCUCCCUCCCGGCGAUUCCGAAGGUCUCAGUCGGACUGUGGGGACCUCAGAGAUUACAGGGCUGUGGAAUCCUCUCAGGAAAACGGUGCCAGGGAAGAGAAUGGGGAUGACGUGUUCCCUAGCAAGAGCAAGGCUCCCGGGUCCCCCCCACCCAACCAGGAGGGCAUGGGAGAUGGAGUGGAGGGAACCCCAGGUUCUGUAGAAAAGCCUUGGAGGAGGAGCAGGUGCAACAGCAGAGAGAAGCCAGAGGGGCAGGCCGGGACCCCAGAGGAGGCCGACGCUGCAAAGAAGGCUGGACAGAAUCAAGAUACAGCUACCCAGGGCCAUCCUGAGGCGCCACCCCAAACCUGCAGCCCAGAGGCUGAGAAUGGGUGUGGAAGUCCACUGGAAGAGGCAGCCAUAGGAGAGCAUAGAGACACUGGGAAGGCCGCAGAAGAUACAGCCUCUGAGAAGGAGACGGUGGCAGAUGAAGAGGACAGGCUCGGACAAAAAAGCCCGGAUGCAAGUCCACCGGAGGAGGGGGUGGACAGGGAGGAGGCCCCACAAAGUUCUUCUGGAAGAGUGGGGGGCACCAUUGUCCCAGAGCUGGAGACAAAGCAAAAGGAAGGGGCGACCCUGGAGCUAAGCGGCAGCCCAGGGACCGACCACGCCUCCAUAGAGACCAGCAACGAGAGCCAGAAUGAUCGCGCGGUCCCCAAGGUAGGCGGCCCUGAUGGUUCACGUUGUGUCAGGAUCAGAGCUGCCCCUAUUGUCACAUGCCCUGUUCCCUCCCAGUCUGGUGAUAAAUCAGCUCAGUAUGCAGAAACCAAGUCACCAGGCCCCUACCUCAUGCUGACUGCGUAGAGACUGCCUGUCUCCGUUGUGGGG
Molecule: messenger RNA, 1611 nt
Organism: Acomys russatus (golden spiny mouse)
Lineage: Eukaryota; Metazoa; Chordata; Mammalia; Rodentia; Muridae
Gene: Rcsd1
Product: RCSD domain containing 1
Exons: 6
Coding region: 241-1587 (448 amino acids)
Biological process (GO): protein localization to endosome; skeletal muscle contraction; retrograde transport, endosome to Golgi
Cellular component (GO): early endosome; WASH complex
Molecular function (GO): actin filament binding; retromer complex binding; phosphatidylinositol phosphate binding
Source: RefSeq, a predicted model, not a curated record